Molecule: messenger RNA, 5089 nt
Organism: Acipenser ruthenus (sterlet)
Lineage: Eukaryota; Metazoa; Chordata; Actinopteri; Acipenseriformes; Acipenseridae
Product: calmodulin-regulated spectrin-associated protein 2-like
Exons: 19
Coding region: 528-5006 (1492 amino acids)
Biological process (GO): neuron projection development; cytoplasmic microtubule organization; negative regulation of microtubule depolymerization
Cellular component (GO): microtubule minus-end
Molecular function (GO): spectrin binding; microtubule minus-end binding; calmodulin binding
Source: RefSeq, a predicted model, not a curated record
GACGAGUUCCCUAAUAGAGACAGUGCGGCAGGAAAACCGCAGCAACGUCAGGGAUUUGUGUAAGAAAGGGGGAAAAUAAAAAUCCAGAGAAAAAAGAGAACAUGGAAUUAAAAUAAACACAUCCAUCCACAAAUGGACAAGUACGAUUUUAAAUGUAAACUGGAUAAGCUGGAUAUGCGUCUUUCCCCCAAAAAACAAAAACAAAACAAAAAAUAAAACACAGGGCAAAGCCAAAGAAUGGAUGAAAAAUUCAACGAGAUCUGCUGCUGCUUGAUUUUGCCUGCUGAAUCGAACACGCGAGAACAUAUGGAAUACUAAUUGGAAAAACACAGUCACCAAGCGCUGCUGUUCAGAUAAGAUCAACUGUGUCUGUACAGAAAACGGUUUUUGGAAAAAAAACAAAAAUAUAAGCAAACAAAAGUCAAAUUAGAUGCAUUGAAUUCCAUUGGAGGGAUGUCAUAAAGUCCCAUUGCUUGACAAGCAGAUACUGGAUUCAGGAGACGGGCAUUUCCAUCUGAGGUGUUAGAAUGGGCGAUGCCGCAGAUAGCAAGGAGAUAAAAAAGACUUUCAUCGUUCCAGCCAUAAAAGCCUUUGAUCAUUAUGACUUUGCCAGGGCUAAAAUCUCUUGUAGCCUGGCAUGGCUGGUUGCCAAAGCCUUUGGGACAGACAAUGUGCCAGAGGACCUGAAGGAGCCUUUCUACACAGACCAGUACGAGCAGGUGCACACCAAGCCUCCCGUGGUGAACCUUCUACUGUCAGCUGAGCUGUACUGCCGCGCGGGGAGCCUCAUUCUCAAGAGCGAUGCAGCCAAGCCUCUCCUGGGACAUGAUGCUGUCAUCCAGGCACUUGCACAGAAGGGACUUUAUGUCACAGACCAGGAGAAGUUGGUUACCGAGAGGGACCUGCGCAAGAAGCCCAUUCAGAUUAGUGCUCACUUAGCCAUGAUUGACACUUUGAUGAUGGCUUACACAGUGGAGAUGGUGAGUGUGGAGAAGGUGGUUGCUUGUGUUCAGAAGUAUUCAGCCCUCACAGACACAGAUCUGCCGUACGACACUGAGGAUGCUGUCCUGAGCUGGAUGAAUAAGGUUAACGAGCACUUGAAAGAUAUAAUUAUGCAGGAGCAGAAGCUGAGAGUAUCUCGAUGUUCAGACACUACUGGUGGUCCAACGUCUCCAACCAAAUGGUAUUGGAAACUGGUUCCUGCCCGCUACAGGAAGGAACAGGCACUCACAAGGCAAAUGCCUUGUAUACCCUCUGUGGAGAACUUAUUGAAAGACAGUACUGACGGUGGAGCUCUUGCUGCGUUGAUCCAUUUCUACUGUCCUGAAACUGUCAAGCUGCAAGAUAUAUGCCUGAAGGAAACCAUGUCAUUGGCAGACAGCUUGUAUAAUCUUCAGCUGAUUCAGGAGUUUUGCCAGGAGAGCCUGAAUGGAUGCUGCCACUUUGCACUGGAAGACAUGGUCUACGCCUCCUCCUCAAUAAAGAACAACUACCUGGUGUUUAUGGCAGAGCUGUUUUGGUGGUUUGAAGUAGUGAAGCCUUCUUUUGUACAGCCUCGGGUUGUAGACGUCGAUGUUAAUGCAGCAGAGGCAGUUCAGCCACUGAAGAACAUGCCCACUUUUCCCAUUUCAAAUGCUACAAAAAGAAGCUUUAUUGAGAGUCCUUCCAGUUCAGACUUGGAUGCCAGCCAAGGCUUGUCACCACCUCUGUCUUUUCUGCCACUUAGACACAAACAGCAGCGGCCUCAAAAUGCCACUUCAGGAGCAAUGAGAAGAUCCACCUCAAUGUCUUAUGUGGAUGGCUAUGUUGGAACCUGGCCUAAGGAAAAACGGUCAUCGGUCCAUGGAGUGUCCUUUGACAUCCCUUUUGAUAAAGAGAACACUAUGCAGACCUCUACCCCUCCGAGCCGUGGGAUGACCAGAUCCUUCAGCAAUGAAGGUCUAGGAUUUAAACUCGGUCAACACCCCAGAAACAUAAAGAGAAACCUUUCAUUCCAGCCCAUGAACGGACAGAGUGAAACAGAAGGCAUUGAAGAGGAAAUGUACCCAGAGCGCCAAACUGACGCAGAACUCCAUGACAGCGCUAAUCAAAGGAAACAGUAUAAACUUUCAAACGGGGCAGUGCUGGACGAGUACGGCAAUCCUGCUGGGACACCAAGUAUUGAAGAAGCUUUGCAAAUAAUCCACGAUUCCGAUAAACCGCAUAGUGUCCUUCAGUUCAAUAAGGUCAACAAUGGAUUUUUCCUCCAUAGUCAGGACUUGGGGGAUUUUAAUUCAAAACCUAAGACAGAGGAACCGUGUUUGGACUCUAUUGCCGAGACAAAGGGGGCUACGAGCCCUGACACUACUGAGGUGGACACUGGGAUUCAUGUUCAGACAGAAGACAUUCAGGAAACGAUAGACGAGGACUCUUCUUUAAGAGACUACACAGUGAGCAUGGACUCUGACAUGGACCACGACUAUGAACUAAAAGUAAGCAAUCCCAGGGACAUCACAAGCCCAUGCCCGAGUUCAGUAAGUGCCAAGUCCCAGGCUGGGAGCAGUGAGCAGUCUUCUAGCUCUGGAGUUAAGAUGACCAGUUUUGCAGAACAAAAGUUGAGGAAAAUUAACCACAUUGAUGGCAGGAGCAGCGGAAGCAGCUCCCAAAAGACAACCCCAGAGAGUUCAGAGCUAAACAUACCACACAUGGGGGCAUGGGCUCAAACACCGGAGGAGAGCCCGGUCAGGCAGGGGAGAGAUCCCACACAGCUCCUGGCUUCAGAAAUGGUUCAUCUCAAGAUGAAGUUGGAAGAGAAAAGGAGAGCGAUUGAAGCGCAGAAGAAGAAGGUAGAGGCAGCAUUUACAAGACACCGGCAGAGAAUGGGGAGAACAGCAUUCCUGACUGUGGUAAAGAAGAAAGGGGACGGCACAUCGCCACUUAGGGAGGAAUCUACUGGUUCAGAGGAUGAAAAGCUAUCAGCUGACAUCCAGCCUGCCAAGAUGUUGGAGGAUAAUACCCUAAAACCUGGGAAAUGCAAAACUGAGGAUACAUUGUCUGAAGAAAUUGCAGAUAACAUGGACCCAGCUCAGAGCAGGUGGCUGAAAUCGCCCACUGACGAGUCUAUAGGAGAGGUAGACCUUGUAGAAUACACCAAGUCCAUUGAGAAGCUGAACUCUUCUCUGAACUUCCUGCAGCAGGAGAUGCAACGCAUAGCACAGCAACAGGACAUCAUCAUGCAGAUGAGGGAGCAGCAAGCCUGGGGGAUCUCUCCUUCACAGCCAUCUCCUCAGAAACAGGUGCGGGAGCUCCGCUCUACUUCACGCUCGACUGGCUCUCUGUCACCGGUCCUGUCGUCGGCCGGAGAAUCCCCAAGGACUUCUCACCGAUCCCCUCAGCCCAUAACGAGAAAGUCAGCGUCUUUUCACUCCAAAACCCCAAGAAGUCAAAGACCAAACGAGUUAAAAAUCGCCCCUUUCAGCCGUGUCUUGACCAGUCCCCAGUCAGUAGACAGUCUCCCCCGCCUCCGGAGGUUUUCUCCCAGCCAGAUCCAGACCAAGUCGUUUGUGCACUUCGGAGAUGACCAUGCGCCCACCGGUGAAUCGGAGUCGAGAGACAAGUAUUCUGUCCAGGAACCUAAACCAGCAGACUCUGAGACAGAGCAAGCUUCAGAGAUGGGGGAGGCACACAAGCAGCUCCCAGCAGAGGAUGAGAAGGAGGAGAAGGAGGAGGUCAAGCCCCUGGAAUCGACAGUUUCAGAAGUGUUAUCCCAGCCUGUUAAAGAGACCUUUAUUCUUACCCCCAACACUGAAAAGCCAAGGGAGCCUAUAGGACAGAGCACUAAGACUGUGAGCUUGAUUGAGGUUCCUCUCUCUGUGCUGAAGCCGCUAGAGGGACAGGUGCUGGAGGGAGACGGGGCCGGAGACAAUUAUUAUGAUGAUCAGAAAAUGUGCUGUGGAUUCUUUUUUAAAGAUGACCAGAAAGGAGAAGAUGACAUGGCAAUGAAGCGAGCUGCCCUCCUAGAGAAACGACUGCAGAGGGAGAGGGAGAACCAGCAGCGAAAGCAGCAGCUGGAUGUGGAACUGGAGCAGAAGAAAGAGGAGGCCAGGAUUAAAGCAGAAGAAGAGCGUCAGAAGAAAGAGGAUGAGAAGGCACGGCGAGAGUACAUCAAGCAGGAGUUCCUGCGGAGGAAGCAGCUCAAACUAAUAGAGGACAUGGACACGGUGAUAAAACCUCGGCCAGCAAGCUCCAAGCAGAAAAGGCAGCGUCCCAAGUCUGUACAUAGAGAUAUAAUGGAGUCGCCCAGAACCCCCGUCAGAGCUACAGCAGGUUCACGACCUCGUGUUUUUUCAGUGUCUAGCCUUUCACUGGCCUCCUUAAACCUAGCAGACAACGAGAGUGUGCUGUCAGGCAAGAGAAGUCCCAGAAGCAGUAGCGUAGCCUCUGGAAACCUUUACUACUUAAUGAAAUCAUCUAAACUGAACAAGGCAAGACCUGAGUCCACAGAUGGGCUUUUGUCUCCUUGUCGAUCAUCCAGUCGCAAUGAGGAGAAGGACUGGGAAAAUGGCUCAACAACCUCUUCAGUGGCUUCGAAUACGGAGUACACAGGACCAAAGCUGUAUAAGGAACCAAGUGCAAAGUCUAAUAAACACAUAAUCCAGAAUGCUUUAGCUCAUUGUUGCCUGGCUGGCAGGGUAAACGAAGGUCAGAAGAAUAAAAUAUUAGAGGAAAUGGAGAAAUCGGGGGCCAACAACUUUUUGGUGUUGCUCCGGGACGCUGGCUGCCAGUUCAGGUCGGUGUACACGUACUGUCCUGAGAUGGAGGAGAUCAACAAGCUGGCCGGCGUCGGGCCCAAGUCCAUCUCCAGGAAGAUGAUAGAGGGGCUUUACAAAUACAACUCUGACAAGAAACAGUUCAGCCUAAUUCCCGCCAAAACCAUGUCUGCCAGCGUUGAUGCAAUUACCAUUUACUGCCACUUGUGGGCCAAGAGGCCAGUGACGCCCAAAAAACUGCUGCCUUCCAAGUCAUAGUGGAUUGAACUCUGUUUUGAUUUUUUUUUUUUUUUAUUUAUUUAAAAUUUUUUUUUUUUUUUUUUUUUUUUUUUUAAAGAAAA